UCGGGCUAACUUGUGUUCGGAUUUGUAGCUAGACUUUUUGGGGAAAAUACACAAAGCAGACAAAUGAAAUGACAGUGCCAAGAUGUCGAUAUCAAAAUUAUUCGUGAAAGUAUUCAACGAGGACAUAUUUGAGCAGAUCGACCAGGACAACCUGUACUCCGACUUAGACGAUGACUUGGAGGCCAACUGCUCCACGGUGCCAGAGCCGAAGUCAAAGCUGUCGGAGUUGUCUGUGACCAAACAGAUGACCAUUGUACGAAGCUGGUUAGAUGACAAGUUCCAGCAGAUCCAGACGGACAGCAACGAAGAGAUCCGGCGCCUCUACAUGGAGACUGAGAGCCGCAUCGGCCCAGAUCUGACCAUAUUCGAUGUAGACUAUACGACCACCGUGCGGGUGUCCUCAGACCGCCUGGCCCUGCGCUCCCAGGGCAGCUUCAAUACGGUUCGGGCGAACUGUUGUGUGUACGGCGGCCGAUGGAUGUAUGAGAUCCACCUCCACACCAAGGGAGUCAUGCAGAUUGGCUGGGCCUCCAAUUCCUGCCAGUUCAACGAAAACAGUGGCGUGGGGGAUACGAAGUGGAGUUAUAGUUACGACGGAAGCAAACAGCAGAUCUGGCAUAUAUCGACGAAAAAGUAUGGCGACAAAUGGCAGAUCGGCGACGUCAUUGGCGUGACCCUCGAUGUGGACAAGGAACUUAUCGAGUACUAUCGCAACGGUCGAUCAAUGGGCGUCGCGUUUAACAAAUUGCAGAAGGGUCCCGGCAUCACCUUCUUCGCCGCCAUCUCCCUUGGCUACACGCAGGGCAUUGAGGCGAACUUUGGCAACCGGCCGUUCAUGUAUCCUAUUGCGGGUUUCCAACCGCUAAUGGCUCGUCCCAUCCUUAAAUUGAGAAGGGCCAAUUUGUUGAUGAACUACUUGAGCAACCUUGCUGGCAUCUUCUCAAAGUACAAUGCACAAGCGGCAGCGUCGCCUCCGAGUGACACGGAGGCUCGGGUUUCUACAAAAAAGACAGUUUACUGCAUAUUCGCUACUUUGCUUAUUGAGAAGUUCACGUACGAAAUAUUCGACCCGUACAUAAUCGAGGAUGUGCUGCUGAACAGGAUAUCGGAAAUGACGUCACUGGCGGCAGAGAAGGAGAAUCGGCACAGCGUGCUUCAGGGACUGCUGUCGCUCUUCUGGAACUAUAUGGAGGGCGACGAGAUCAAGUUUGUUUUGCGCAAGUUGGUUAAUGGCCUGCUUGGAACCUUUACACAUACGAUACAGGGGCUGGACUUUGAGAAACACCGCCAGGCGCUGGGAGUACUGCACUGCCUUUGCCUGCACGAGCAAACCCGAAAGUAUCUGCUGGAGCAUAAGCUCUUCAAAAAGCAUUGCAUUGCUUUUUUCCUUUACAUCCAUCCGCUGGAGUUCUACAUCAUGGAGGAGCUCCUGCCUGACAGCAUGGCCUGGACGGAGGGCAUCGAUGGGCCUAAGGACAAGUAUUUAACAGUAGUGGACAAGGUGCGCAAGGUAACAGAGCCGCUUUAUGUGGCGCAGAAGGACUUUCUGUCAACACUGUUGAUCAACACGGAUGGCACACCGGAAAGUCCGUCCAGUCGGUCCAUUUUCCUGACCAAAUUGCGACGUUAUGUGUUUGAUCUCAGUAUGGAACAAAGGCCCUUUCAUGCAUUUUUCUUCAUGCAGUCAAGCAUCCAGCAUCCUUUGGAUGCACCAGUGGCCCUCGCCUUUGUUUGCAUUAUAGUAGAUCAGGUCCGAUCGAUGUUCAAGGAGGAGAUGCCCGCAAAGAACGUUGAGGUGAACAGCGAUUAUUUCAUCGAUGGUUCGUUUGAUUACAUGCACUUCGAUCGCGUCGGAGGUGUCCUGUCCCAUUUGCGCAAGGUACAUCGGGGCGACAUAGAUGCUCGGCUCGGAGAGGAUCGCACUCAGGAGAUAUAUGAUGAUGAUCGGCAGAACUUACGGGGUAAUGAUGUGGAUACCACACUUUACUUGCUGGGCGAAAACAUUAACAACGUGGCUGUGGUCGGACACGCGCAGGGCGGCAAUAAUACCACCACAUACACCCACUACUUGAAUCCGCGGGCCAAUGGGCCGCCAGUGGUAAACUCCGCGCCGGGUAAUGCGGAUAUGGAAGCUAGUCUCUGCGAGCUCCUGGACCUCGCCAUAAUUUUCUACUAUUCGGCGGGCCAUAAGUACAUUGUGAAGAUUGCCUCGGUAAGGGAUGAGAUCGCUGCGCUGAAUGAAGUGUUAAAGGAGACGAAGUACUAUCGCGAGGAUAUAGAACGCAAGUUAGUGGCCCUGGAGCAGCACGCAACUGUCUGCAUGAACGAGAACCACCAGCACGUAAUGGGUGAGCUGCGGACCAAGUUCAGUCAGCGUCAGAACGUGUUUGCGACUCGGUCAAUAUCCCUGUCCAGAAAACAAAUAUGGCUUAGAGGUGUUGCACUGAACAGCCACAGAAGAUCUCUGCUCAUUUGGUUAUUAGAGCGCAUGCUGCGAACGCUGACGACCGCUUCCGGUACCGGCUCGUUGUUCUCCUUCGUACCUGAGGUGUAUGUGAAUACAUUGCCCAUCCUGCUGGACGCCGUAAUGGACUUCAGCCACCAUGAUUUGAGGACCCAGUUCGAGGCCUCAGAUGCCGAGUGCGGUGUCAAUUCCGCAGCAGAGUUCCUAGGGCAACACUCGGCGGACCCGCGCAUUGUUCUCGCCUCUUGCAAGGACUCGCUACUGCAGGCUCUGGGCACACUCACCUGUCACAAGUCGGGAGUAAGGGCGUUGGAAAGGACCUCAAAGAGGUCACAGAGCGCCCUGGUUCGAGCUUUAUUGCGUCCCUACGAGAAUAGAGCCUGGGGUCAAAGCAACUGGUUACUGUUGCGCUUUUGGAUGGGCGAGGGAUAUGCAUAUAAGGAUUCCCGCCUGCCAUCCGUCUGGCAAGGUGGGUCGAUACCUUUGCACCAGGGACUUUGUAGGAGUCGCUCCAAGAACGAGACCCACACUGGACUGCUACACAACGUGGCCCCGGCCAAUCCAUCGAAGCACUUUCAACGACUAAUCGGUGCCAAGUUGGUGGAAGACGAGCCCUUCGCCACUGCUUUCCUCAAUUCUGUGCUAAGUCAGCUAAACUGGGCUUUCUCCGAAUUCAUUUUACUGUUACAGGAGAUCCAGAACACCGCUCAGCGACAGGAGAACACUCUUUUCGAGCCCAAGCAACUGAGGAUUUGUUCCAUGUGCUUUGAGCUGACUGUGUCGCUAAUGCGUUGCCUUGAAAUGAUUAUUACAGUAGCACCGGAAGUUGUAACAGACGACUCUCGUCCAAACAGCGAUCUCCUUCUAAACCGCAUCUGCCAGCUAAUCAGUCAGGUUCUUUCGCGCGUGACGGUGCCGCCGGGCUGCUUCCAGUUCGUGGUGGACAUGUGCUCCGCUGAUUUGAAUGCCGUGACCCACUAUCCCAUUAUCACUGCCGCUUUGGGCAUCCUUUUAGCUCUGAUGCAGGAGGAAAUGGAAAACGAAAUGACCCCACAGAUUGUGACGAGGGUAUCACGGGCAUUCCUCACUGAUCCCAGCUUCCAGUUCGCAACUCUUGAAUUUGCACUAGGAGAAAUACGAACCCCUCUGCUGGAGCAGAAGAACAUUCCUCGAGGCAACUUCGAUCCGUCUGCCAGACCACACAUCGAUCCGCUGACAAACGAUGUGAGGGUACCUUUACCGAACAAUUCUAAGCGCAUUCGUGCAGAUCCACCAAUCUUAAAGUUUGCCCUUAAUGAUUUUCCAUCCCAUGUGUCUACGGUGGAAGUUGACAAUGUGCGCCGACUAAUCGAGAGUCUGCGCGUUAAACAGACACUGCUCUCAGACAUAACACUGCCAUCGGAGGACUCACUGUGUCCCAUCUGUUGCGCCAAGCCCAUUACCGCAGUGUUCACUCCCUGCCGGCACCAGUCCUGCAGCGACUGCAUUAUGCAGCACAUGAUGAACUCUAAGGUGUGCUUCUACUGCAAGACCACCAUUCAGACCAUCGAGACGCUUGAUGGCACGCUCAUCUACUCCAGCGACGAGGUCGUUCAAUCGCCCAUGGCCGAAAGGGUCUAAGCGCCAACGCUUCCCACCGAAUGCAAUCGAGGAAACAUUCCUGCGAGAGCACAACCAAGUCUAGUCACUACCCUUACUGUGUACAUAUAUUCGUAUAUAUCGUGUUGUUUCGUAAAAUAUUUAUUUUAGUUUUAUGCAUGCUUGCCAUAAUUAUUCGUUCAGAUGUGAUAUACGCCAUAGAUGCAGUGUUAAGGAGUGGAAAGAAAGCCACAAGCUGAAAUGAAAUACGAGACAGAUUCCAAAUUCAAAAUAAAUUAAGUAGCACAAUAUUUGAAUCUA
Drosophila serrata is the source of this 4363-nucleotide messenger RNA. RefSeq names its product Kip1 ubiquitination-promoting complex subunit 1 (gene Kpc1). Gene Ontology annotation, molecular function: ubiquitin-protein transferase activity; protein binding. Gene Ontology annotation, cellular component: cytoplasm. The record is from RefSeq and is a predicted model, not a curated record. Lineage: Eukaryota; Metazoa; Arthropoda; Insecta; Diptera; Drosophilidae.